CACUGUCGCAUCAUCAAAAAUGUCCAGGUUCUCUACAGUGAGCAGUCUCCUUUAAGCCACGACCUCAUUCUUAACCUGACUCAGGAUGGGAUCAAACUACUGUUUGAUGCUUUCAAUCAAAGACUUAAGGCAGAGUGGACAAAGAGAAAGGUCUUCCUUUUUCCGUUGGUUCACCCCGCAAUGGCUGCUGCAGCCGGUGUGCUACGGCCAGCACACUGCUGAUCCGAAGCCAGGAGCCAGGUGCUUCUCCUGGUCUCCCAUGCGGGUGCAGGGCCCAGAGACUUGGGCCAUCCUCCACUGCACUCCCGGCCCACAGCAGAGAGCUGGCCUGGAAGAGGAGCAACCGGGACAGAAUCUGGCGCUUGACCGGGGCUAGAACCCGGUGUGCCAGCACUGCAGGCAGAGGAUUAGCCUAGUGAGCCGUGGCACCGGCCUCAACCUUUUUCCUUUUUCCUCCCCAGCCUCUAUAAAAUGAUAAUCACCAUUAUAGUUUCAACUUUUAUAUGGUAACCCUUUUUUAGUCUCCACAUAUGAGUGAGAUCACGUGGUACUUGUUUUUCUGUGAUUGGCUUAUUUCACUUAGCCUAAUGACUUCCAGUUGCAUCCAUAUUGUUGCAGACGACAAGAUUUCAUCCUUUUCUAUAGCUAAUAUUGAGUUGUAUAUAUGUGUCUUGAUAUUUCAUCUGAGGCUGAACAUACUAAAAUGCAAAACUUCAGGGCUGCAUUGUGGCAUAGUAGUUUAAGCUGCCACCUACAAUGCCAGCAUCCCAUAUGAGCUCUGGUUCAAGUUUUGGCUGCUCCACUUCCAAUCCAGCUCCAUGCUAUUUGCCUAGGAAAGCAGCAGCAGAUGGCCCAAGGGUUUAGGCUCUUGGCUUCAGCUUGGCCCAGCCCUGGCCAUUGCAGCCUUUUGUGAAUAAACCAGUGGAUGGAAGAUCAAUCGAUCUGUCUCCCUCCCCACGUCUCUGUAACUCUGCCAUUCAAAUAAAUAAAUCUUUAAGAAAUCUGGGUUAUAUAUAUAUGCCUGGGAAAGAUGUAGAUGGGGUGAAAAGGAAAUGGAAGAGAGGAGAGAAUUGUUUAAAAAAAAAAACCUUCACAAGAGUCUUGAGGCUCAUCAGAUUGUUCAGCCAUUUCAUCUGUCUUAGGGAUAUGACCAAAUACUCACGCUUGCCCUGAGCCAAUACUUUUUGUUUUGUAAACAAAAUAAACUUCAAAAUAAGCUGUUUUUGGAAUAACUGGAUUUGAGUUUUUAUAAUGCAGCAAAGUAUGGAGUAGAAGGAAUGGGCUCAGUGUUCAAUGCAUAUAGCCUUAAGAGGCUGCAUACAUUUGUUUCUGUGGAAGAUGUUGCUGUCCUGUGGGGUGGGGUGUGCCCCAGUGUGACUCAGCUGUGGACUAGAUACAAGGACCUUGACCCAUGAGCAAUCCACUGGAAGAGAGAAGGGGAGCGGAGUUAUGGUGAUUGAAGUAUAUGACUUAACGAAAGUAAAAUUAAAAUAUUGUGGAGUGCAUUUCAAUUCUCAGGCCAUAGCUCCUACCAUUGAGCAGAUUGACCAGUCUUUCGGCGCAACCCAUCCUGGAGUGUACAACUCCGCUGAGCAGCUCUUCCACCUCAACUUCAGAGGACUGUCUUUUUCUUUUCAGUUAGACUCCUGGACUGAGGCUCCCAAGUAUGAGCCCAAUUUUGCCCAUGGUCUAGCUUCUCUCCAAAUACCCCAUGGAGCAACUGUAAAACGAAUGUACAUCUACAGUGGAAACAGCCUACAGGAUACCAAGGCUCCUGUGAUGCCCCUGAGCUGUUUCCUGGGCAAUGUUUAUGCUGAGAGUGUAGAUGUUCUUCGAGAUGGAACUGGACCCUCAGGCUUACGACUUCGUCUACUUGCUGCAGGUUGUGGGCCCGGCCUGUUGGCAGAUGCCAAGAUGCGGGUAUUUGAACGUUCAGUAUAUUUUGGUGAUUCCUGCCAAGAUGUUCUUAGCAUGCUCGGCUCUCCACACAAGGUUUUCUAUAAAUCUGAAGACAAGAUGAAAAUUCAUUCUCCUUCCCCUCAUAAGCAAGUUCCAUCUAAGUGCAAUGACUACUUUUUUAACUAUUUCACUCUCGGAGUGGACAUCCUGUUUGAUGCAAAUACACACAAAGUGAAGAAGUUUGUCCUGCACACCAAUUACCCUGGACAUUAUAAUUUUAACAUCUAUCACCGCUGUGAGUUCAAGAUCCCACUAGCCAUAAAGAAAGAAAAUGCAGAUGAUCAGACAGAAACGUGUACAACCUACAGCAAGUGGGACAACAUCCAGGAGCUCCUGGGUCACCCUGUGGAGAAGCCUGUUGUCCUGCACAGGUCCUCCUCUCCAAACAACACCAACCCAUUUGGCUCCACAUUCUGCUUCGGCCUUCAGCGUAUGAUCUUUGAGGUCAUGCAGAACAACCACAUUGCCUCAGUGACCCUGUAUGGCCCCCCCAGGCCUGGUGCCCACCUGAGAACAGCGGAGCUCCCCUAGGGACGUCAACCCCAUGCCUCUCUGCCCCGUGGAAAUGCGCAUCGCAUCCUGCUCAGCAGGCCUCUGUGUGCCACACUGUGGGUUUUCUUGGACGCUUUGCCAGUGUUGAAGGGAGGGGGCUUGGUCUGGGUGUUCUGCGUGGGGUGAGGAGUCCAGAUUUGCCUCUGUGCGUCCUCAGCCUGCUGGCACCGGCAGGGGACACAGACUGCAAAGAGAAGCACAAACUUUGAGCCUUGAUACCUGGACCCAGGAGCUCUUGACUAAUGCGCAAGGAGGCAGGAUGUGUCAACACCUGUCCCACACACAUUGGGAAAACUUGGGGCUCUUUCUGUGGCUGAGGACAGGGUCCUGCCUUUGGCCCCACAUUGCCACGUGACCCGUAAGUCAGGCAGGUGGUGUGUGUCCAUUGUACUCGGUUGCAACGUUUGCACUACAUCCACUUUAGUUACUUGAUGAGCUGGUUGUGGCCAAAGUGGCCCACCCCCCCUCCCUGUUCCUUUCUUGCACGCUCUCCCUGCCAGGCCCAGUAGGCACAGCCAACUGGUUGAAACACAGCUUUCUACUGCCUAGCUCUGUGCCCAGGCCUGGCUCUCACUCCUCUUGAGCCAGCUCUCAAGGUCGCCUAUGCCUCCACUCUGCCCCAGCCUGGCUGGCAGGGGUGCAUGUUUCCAUCCUGUUUGCCUCUUUUAUUUAAUGCCAAAGUUUUAGCCAAAGACAUCUUCCUUCUGUUGUCUCAGCAUUCUGCUCUGCACUGCGGGCCGGCCCCCUGCCCCGACAGUGGGCACUGUCCCCUAGCCAGGCCCAGGGCUCACGGGCUCUGGGCGCCCACGGCAGGCUGGGCUGCUCGGUCUCAUCAUGGAUCUUGCUAACAGAAAGCAGCAUAGAUGUGCUUUAAAAAUAUUAAUCCUUUUGAAAAGAAUUGAGAAGAGAAAUGUAUAAUUUUAUCCCAUUUUUAAUAUUUUGGUCUAGCAACUUGUGAUACAUAGAUGACAAUUUUGUGAGUUUUUCAAAUGUGUGUACAGAUUUUUUUGUAAAUAUGACUUUUGUAAUUAACUCAUGUACAGCCUCAUCCUGUAUAGUUCAGUGAAGAAUGUGCAGGGGACCUGCCCCAAGCUCCUAGGUGGUUCCUUGGCCUACAGCCAAGCUUGUGUGGCGCUCCCAUGACUGGUGUCUUCCCAUUUGGACUGUGGCCUGGCCAGUGAUUCCUGCAUACCCCACUGUCAGGAGCAGCCAGGACUGUGCCCGUCCUGGAGUGGGGACCCUUCCUCAUCCCUGCCCGCAUCCCCUCUCCAAUAAAGCACCUGUGCUCUCAGCAGCGGCCUGCCAUGUGCUGUUGCUGGGAUGUUUCUACCAAAAUAA
Oryctolagus cuniculus (rabbit) is the source of this 3849-nucleotide messenger RNA. It is a transcript of the gene PHAF1, whose product is annotated as phagophore assembly factor 1. The record is from RefSeq and is a predicted model, not a curated record. Gene Ontology annotation, biological process: Golgi to plasma membrane protein transport. Gene Ontology annotation, cellular component: synaptic vesicle membrane; dendrite; trans-Golgi network. Lineage: Eukaryota; Metazoa; Chordata; Mammalia; Lagomorpha; Leporidae.